This is a messenger RNA of Alternaria burnsii, 915 nucleotides long. Its product is annotated as glutathione-dependent formaldehyde-activating. Lineage: Eukaryota; Fungi; Ascomycota; Dothideomycetes; Pleosporales; Pleosporaceae. The record is from RefSeq and is a predicted model, not a curated record. The transcript has 4 exons. Bases 1 to 915 code for a protein of 304 amino acids. Gene Ontology annotation, molecular function: carbon-sulfur lyase activity.
AUGGCUUCUGGAGGAUGCUACUGCGGCGCGGUCCGCUACGAGGUGUCCGGUGAGAGUGGAGGCAGCAUCCUAUGCCACUGUCUCGACUGCCGCAAAAUCACCGGUUCGGCUUAUAGCACCAACGCCGUCUACCCAGAAGAUGGCUUCAAGGUCACCAAGGGGACGCCAAAGCAACACACAGUCAAGAGCGACAGUGGAAACGAGAUCACCUCCAACUUCUGCGGCGACUGUGGCUCGACCAUGUGGCGUCAGGGUCCUUCCUUUGCCGGUAAGCGCAUCGUCAAGGUGGGAACCCUAGACGACACCAAGAUCCUCGACAACCUCAAGAUGGACGCCGAGUUGUUUGUAGGCCACAGGCCCAAGUGGGUCGGCACGCAAGAAGGCGCAGCGCAGAAAACGGGCAUCGACGAAGACGCCCGCUCAACCGAGCACAUUUCAUUCAACUACUACCUCCUCUUCCUCGGUGUACCCGUUGCACUCAUCGCUCUGGUCUGCUUUCACAUAUACCGACACAGAGCCACACAGCGUCAGAACGGUCAGCAGACAGAAGCGAGGUAUGUCGAGGGGUGGCCUCAUAUCCGCAGUCUCGUGCGUGGGACAUAUGGGAUUAACGAUUCUAUUAUUGCAAGGCGACUUGAGGGUCUGAACGAGCAUGUGCCCAAUGUCGAUGUACAUGUUGAGCACGGGCUGAACGAGAACGGAGAAGCGCCACCGCCCUACCAGCCCAAAGUAGAAGAGACAGAGGCAGUGGUUGCGAUAUCUCUUCAGACUCUACAGAUGGACGAGACUGUUCGGCGAGAGACGGUGGGUGAACAUCCGCCACCACAGUACACUGCAGCAGAGCGCACGGCUUCCACUCUCAGCACGGGAGAAGAGGCCACGCAGACAGAGGCAGAAUCUGGCGCGAGGGCAUGA